AUGACAUCACUGCAAACAGAGCCCAAGACAGCCUCUGUGGGGUCACCCACCUCGAACGGGUCCGGGUCGACGUCUGGCAGAAAGACGCUCGAUUUGGAGCCAAACCCUUUCGAGCAGUCGUUUGCGGGCCCCACGGAACAGGGCUCGUCCGCAAAGACGAAACACGCAAACCGCAAGGAUCACAAGCUCCACGCCGCCUCUUCGCCCCCGGUGCUGACGCCGGGCGGCACCCGCCGCACGACCACGACCAACAUGCUGCCCCCGCUGCCAGGGAUCAUGUCGCCCGGCGCGUCCUCAAUUCCCGGCACCCCGGGCAUGUGGUCCAGCAUGUUCCAGGGCCAAUCGCAGCAAAUGUUGCCCUUUACGUACCCCAUGGGGCCCUCUGCAAGCACGGGGGCAGGCGGGCCGCCGCCCACGUCAUCGCAGCAACAACAAAUGUACAACCAGAUUAUUGCUAACGCGAAAAGAACAGGCCUUACUCCGAACGAGAGCUCACUGCGAACCGGGCUGACCCCAGGAAGCAACAACUCUCUCGCAAACCACAACUACGCCAUGCUCAUGUCGUCAGGUCCGUUCACGCCUGGCGGCCUCUCGUUCCUCAACAUGCCGCCGGUCAAGACUGAGGACAAGCACGAACCACACGAGCCAGCUUCGCACGCGGCCCCGUCUGCUCCCGCACCGGCCGCCCCGGCCGCGCCAGAGACGCCCGAGCCUAAACCAAAGAAACAGAAGACGAAAAAGAGGGAGUCCGCAGAGCCCGCCUCUGAAAACGGCUCCAAGAACGACAGCCAGGACGAGGAAAAGAGAAAAAGCUUUCUGGAAAGAAACAGAAUCGCUGCGUCCAAGUGCAGACAGCGAAAAAAACAGAUGGUGCAGAAGAUGCAGCAGGAGCUCAACUUCUACUCUGCGCAGUACGACACGCUGACCCAGCAGGUCGCCGCCCUGCAGGACCAGGUCAAGACGCUGCACUCCAUACUGUACAGCCACAAGGACUGUCCGACGCUGGCGGAGCAGAUGGGCGGCGUCGAGAACACCAACAACGUGCUCGGAGCGUUUGCGCCGGUCCACCUGGUUCCAGCGGUGCCGCAAAUGAUGCUUGUGCAAGACGCCUCUCGACAGGAGGGCCCCAAGUGA
Messenger RNA from Ogataea angusta, 1134 nucleotides. RefSeq lists its product as uncharacterized. The coding region runs from base 1 to 1134 and encodes 377 amino acids. Gene Ontology annotation, molecular function: RNA polymerase II cis-regulatory region sequence-specific DNA binding; DNA-binding transcription factor activity, RNA polymerase II-specific. The transcript has a single exon. NCBI's taxonomy places the organism in Eukaryota, Fungi, Ascomycota, Pichiomycetes, Pichiales, Pichiaceae. Gene Ontology annotation, biological process: regulation of transcription by RNA polymerase II. The record is from RefSeq and is a predicted model, not a curated record.